AUGGAAAGUGAAGCGGACAUUAUAAAUACUUUAGAAGUUAAGCAUCGCAAGGAAAAAAAGGAGCUGCAAGCCCAAAUACAAGCAAUGAAGAAAACCGCUAAAAACGAUAAGACAAAGAAGAAAGAAUUAGCCGCUGAAAUUACUAGGUUGGAAAUUGAAUUGGAUGCACGGCAUAAGUAUGAAACUGAAAGCAUUAAAAAAGAAACAAUACCUACAGACUCACUGCCAGUUCUAGAAAACGAGUCAUCUAUACAUAAAGUGUCAAAAGCUCAAAAGCGAAGAGAUAAAAAGUCACAGCAAGAGAAAGAAAGAGAAGAACAAAUCAAGCUACAAGAGCAAGAAAAUCUUCAUGGCCCUAGAAAUACUGAACAACAAGCUAUUAAUGUAAGGUUAAAAGAGAAAGGCCUUAAAGGUUUUCCUAUUCCUUCAGAUGGAGACUGCUUAUACAAAGCUGUUGCUCAUCAGAUGGCAGUUGUAAAAAAUAAACAAAUAUCAGUGAAUGAUCUGCGACUAAGUGUUGCUGAUUAUAUCAGGAAGAAUAAAGAUGAUUUUAUACCAUUUAUGAGUAAUCCAGACACUUUAGAUAUGUUGACUGAUGAUGAAUUUGAAGAGUAUUGUAAUAAAAUAGAGAAUACCAAAGUGUGGGGGGGUCAAUUGGAAAUUAGAGCACUAUCUAACUGUUUGAAGCAUCCAAUAAGUGUUAUACAAGCAACUGGCCCUGAUUCUAUUGAACAAGGUACUGAGUAUGAUGGUCCUCCUCUUGUUAUAUCAUAUCACCGACAUAUGUAUAGGUUAGGAGAACAUUACAAUUCAACAGUGCCAAACACUAUAGAUGAAAAUGAUUAG
Messenger RNA from Arctia plantaginis, 846 nucleotides. The record is from the annotation of a GenBank genome assembly. NCBI's taxonomy places the organism in Eukaryota, Metazoa, Arthropoda, Insecta, Lepidoptera, Erebidae.